GCACGCGCGUGCUGUGCUGUCAUUUCCAAUGUCAAUUUCAUCCAGAACAAACAUCUUGAAUUCGCUUGAAUUAAAAUAUUUUUAGAGAAUUUGUCUUGAAAAAAAUAAUACAAAUAAUUGAUUUAAAUAGAUUGUUAACGUGAUAUUUCUCUGUUCUCUGGUGUGAAAAUGGUAUAAUUCCAAUCCCUUCAAUUUUAACACAAAAAAACCAAUCAAUUUAGUGAAAAUGAGUGGUGCAAGAAAAAAGGAUUCCUGGUGCGAGAGGGAUGUUAAUGGACUUCAAGGAUCCUCCAGAUCCAGGGAAACAGUGCCUGAAAGAGCCCCAAUCGAAGCAAUGAGGAGGAUGCAUCUGGCUGAUUCCGGGGAUUCCCCGCGUAGUUGGAGAAGAAUUCCCGGGAAAGCUGAAGAUGCCACAUCGGAAGAAAUACCACGAACGAGGCCCUGGAAUGUGCAAAGUGAGGGCAGAUUCAUCCAGAAAAUGUCCAAAAAAGAACUUAUGUCAAUAGUUCACAUGAGUCCUGUGGAUGCUUUUCUGGAAAUUGUUGAUGAUAUGGAAAAAUUUAAAGAAACUGCUUUGCAGAAUAACAAAUCUCACGAAGAUACAAUUCUGCUGAUUGUUAUUCUUGGAAAACUACAUGAAGUUCCUUUUGAUCAACUUAAGGAUAUUGUUUUCAUGAUCUUCGGAUCAAAUGUUGUCUUUCGGGAUGAUAUCUUGGCAUACGUGAGGUAUGCAGUAGAUCUCGAAGAGAAAGGCAAACAGAAUUUAUUGCCUUUUGCCGACCAAGUCUGGAGCAGUUUGGAAGUGUUUUGCAAGUACGCAAAGAACAUUGAGGGAAGUGCCAACUGUUGGGCAUUUUUCACUCGGGCUUUGUGUAAAGUUCUUGAAGGGAAAGCUAGAGAUUCUCUUGUUGAGAAAUACUCAGUGCUUGCAAAGCUCAAAGAUGACUUGAUGAAUGGGUACUUUUACUCAGGCAAUAUUUAUGCUUCUGUUGUGGAUACAAAAGUAAGAUAUAAGCUUGAGCCACCUGAAAUCCAGAAUGGAAAGUUUAAAAAUGAAAUUGAAUACUUCAAGUAUCUGAUAAAUUACUUGAAAGCUUUCAUUUUGGUGGAUAUUUAUGAUGGAUUGCAGGAGUAUUUCAAACUUGAUGAGGACAAAAAACACAACUUUAUCCUAAAAGACGUUGGUGGUACAAAUAUUUUCCCAGCAGUCCGUAUUCACAGGGACCCUAAAGAUAAAACUUUUCUUUUGGACUUGGUUCCCCACUGUAGGAUUAAGAAUAAUUUGCCAGAAGAAGUAAAAGUCGAAAUCAUUGAUGUUGCAAAGACGAUUACAAAUCCGUGUCCUUAUUUUCUAUCUACGUCUCCUACCUUUGAUGUAAGUAUAGAUCCUUUUACAACUAUGUAGGAGGAAGUGGGGCACCUUUAAAAUGAGAAUGAAGUUCCGAAUUUGAACUUUUUUCCUGUGUUAGUAAACGAAAUCAAUUAUAUUAGAAAUAAAGUCUCUUACUAAUUGUGA
This is a messenger RNA of Phlebotomus papatasi, 1516 nucleotides long. RefSeq lists its product as uncharacterized. Bases 227 to 1405 code for a protein of 392 amino acids. The record is from RefSeq and is a predicted model, not a curated record. NCBI's taxonomy places the organism in Eukaryota, Metazoa, Arthropoda, Insecta, Diptera, Psychodidae. The transcript is spliced from 2 exons.